This is a messenger RNA of Caretta caretta (loggerhead turtle), 2963 nucleotides long. RefSeq names its product steroid 5 alpha-reductase 3 (gene SRD5A3). Gene Ontology annotation, biological process: polyprenol catabolic process; dolichol-linked oligosaccharide biosynthetic process. The record is from RefSeq and is a predicted model, not a curated record. Lineage: Eukaryota; Metazoa; Chordata; Testudines; Cheloniidae. Gene Ontology annotation, molecular function: 3-oxo-5-alpha-steroid 4-dehydrogenase activity. Gene Ontology annotation, cellular component: endoplasmic reticulum.
GCGUACAGCGGACAACGGGGGGAUUCCGGGCUCUCCUCGCGCCUCCCAGUGGGGCGGGGAAGCUGCCCGGACCUCCCCCGCAGCUCCGAGGUGUCCGGCCCCGCCUCCCUUUCCCCACAGCAAGAGCCCGGCUCCGCGGGGCGGGAGUGGUGGUGCUCAGACCCGCCUGGCUCCGGGGACUUGGGCUGCGGCUGGAGGGGCCGGCUCCGUGCGUGCCCGUGCGCAGGGAGGCUCCCGGGCCAUGCCGGCCGCGCUCAGCGCCCUCUGGCUGCCGCUGGCCGCCGCCUUCCUCGCCGCGCUGCUGCUGGAGCUGCUGCAGGCCCCACGCGGGGGGCCCCGACCCGGCCUCUUCCAGGACCUGCUCCGCUACGGGAAGACCAAGAGCGGCUGCGGGCAGCGCCCAGCCUGGCUGCGGCUUCUGGAUGUGCCCAAGAGGUGGUUUUCUCACUUCUAUAUUCUUUCUGUGGUCUGGAAUGGCUUGUUGCUCCUAUUGCUUAUUCAAGCUUUGUUCCUAGCAAGACCUUUCCCGAUAUGGCUUCGGGAUUUGCUCAGUGCUCUUGGUGGAGCUUCGCAGAACCAGGAUGUGGGUGACAAACACCUGUCUGCUCUCUUGGUUCUCAUGCUCCUCUGGCUACACAGCUUUCGAAGGCUCAUAGAGUGCCUCUGCAUCAGUGUCUUCUCCAGUGGUUUCCUUCAUAUCGUACAAUACUGCUUUGGGCUUGGGUACUAUAUUGUUGUUGGCUUAACUGUGCUGUGUCAAGUGCCGGCUAAUGUCAGCAAUGGGAAAAACCUCUUUAUGCAAAUCUGCUGGUACCACGCCCUAGGAAUUAUUAUGUACAUUUGGGCCUCAGUUCACCAACAUAGAUGCCAUGUGAUUCUAGCUAAUCUUAGAAAAAGUAAAUCAGGAAAGGUAGUAAACUUGAGCCACAGCAUUCCUUUUGGAGACUGGUUUGAGAGAGUAUCUUGCCCACAUUAUUUUGCUGAACUCCUAAUAUAUGUAUCCAUGGCCAUCACAUUUGGAUUUCAAAACUUAACCUGGUGGCUUGUAGUAAUGUAUGUGCUGUUUAACCAGGCAUUGGCUGCAGUUCUAUGCCAUGAGUUCUAUGUGAACAACUUCAGCUGCUACCCAACAUGUCGAAAAGCAUUUAUACCAUUUCUUUUUUAGAACCUUUAUUUUUGUUAAAUAUGUCUUUAAUGCAGCCUGUGAAAUGCUGUCUAAAAGGUAACGGAAGACUGAGGUUAUCAGGAGUAUGUGUAAUGCAACUGUCACAGAAGCUGUGGUGAAACAAUACUUACUGUCUGAUUCCAGCUCAAAGCUACACAGGAUUUUAGUGAAUACACAGAUUUUAUCAUUAAAUCAACAUGAAACUUUUAAAAAGUAUCUGCAGUAUGUACAACCUGAACUGUACAUGGUAUUAAAGACCUCAGUUAAAAUGCAAGAACUGCUGAUGUUUAACAUUUGUGUAUUGGACAUUCAUGUCUAAUAUUUAAACCACUUUCAUUGCUGCUAUGCAGCAAGCCAAAAUGUGUGCCUGUAUUUUAUAAGUAACCCACACGUGUAUGUAGGGAAGGGAAGUUGCUCAAAGUGAGGAGAAACUAUUGUAUUUCAAGUUUAACUAAUAUUUUAAAAGAAAACUAUACUCUUCCCCCACACACCCUGACCAUUAAGUCUAUUAAAAUAAGCUAACUGUUUAGGAAAAUGGUGCAUUGCCUCUAAAUAUUUUCCUAAAGAUAAUUUUGUGAGCAGUUGGUAUUCUUAGAGGAGAGUGAGUAUGGGAUUAAAUUCUAUAAAACUGUGGGGAGAAGAAACUAGGAUAUUUCGAAUAUAAGGAUAUGGGAUCCCCACUCAUGACUGUUUCAUUUUGCUAAUAUAUAUUUAUUUGUUUCAAUUCACAUCUUUCAGAAAUACCAAAUACAAGAAAAGGUUGAGAAACCUCUUUGAUGGGAAGGAUGGGUAUCCCACUGCCUGACUCUUCUUCUCAGAAGCUGGAAUAAAUCUACUUUUUAGGCAAUAAAAGUCAGUGGUCCUUAAAGAAUGUCAGCUUUUGCUAUAGACCGUUAUGUGGCAGCCUUAGAAAACUGUAUAGAACUCAGAUGCCUUCACCACAACGUGUAUUGAGAAUUGCGAUAGCCCAUUCUAUUAAGUUUGUGCAAAACUGUAGAGUGGGAGAAUUACAUAUGUUGGGUGAUAUAUAGACUUCAAAAAAAAAAAACAAGAGGUCACCUACCUUGUUCACUGUUGUUGCCAUACGGAGAACAGAACUUAAAGUAUGAUGCUACUCUAAAAAUGGCCAUCUGGUGUUUUAUAUUAAUUUUGUCUCAAAUAUUUCCACUUAAAUUUGCUUAGUUUUCAGAGAAGAUGAUACAUUUUCCAACUACCAAUCCUACAAACUCAUCCGGAGUUCUGACAGUCACAGCAGAUUCUCUCUAUCUCAUCCAUAAGGUUAACAUUCCAUCACAGGUAUUUUUAGUAAAAGUCAGGGACAGGUCACAGGCAAUAAACAAAAAUUAAUGGGACACCCACAACCUGUCCCUAACUUUUACUAAAAAUACCCUGGGGAAAGGGGAGUGGUAAAUAAAGCACUGUUGGGGGCUUGCAGCAGCUCCAGCCUGUAUCUUGGACAGUAAGAACAUCCACAGUUAUAUUGGGAUGUAAAAGGUGUUUUGUUUUUAAGUGUUAGAAUAGGUAUAAUAAACUGUCAUGAUACAGGACAUUCACCUACCUCUAAAUGAGAGGAAUUAAGAAGAAACUUUGCUUAUGAGUAAGUUAUUCCUCAUUGUCCAGUUCAGGGUUUCUUGCAGCUUCCUCUGAAGCAUCUGGUACUGGCAGGGACAACAGGAUACUGAAGUAGAUGAUCAGCUGGUCUGAUCUGGUAGUGGCAUUGGCAUUCUAUUUGAAUGUAUCUUUUUCAAAAUGUUUUGUAGUAAUAUCUGAAUAUGUAAUAAAUUCCUUGUAUAAAGUA